Molecule: messenger RNA, 1616 nt
Organism: Aspergillus pseudotamarii
Lineage: Eukaryota; Fungi; Ascomycota; Eurotiomycetes; Eurotiales; Aspergillaceae
Product: GIY-YIG nuclease family protein
Exons: 1
Coding region: 4-1380 (458 amino acids)
Source: RefSeq, a predicted model, not a curated record
GAUAUGCCGGCAAAAGAGAUAUCCCUCAUUCCAUUUCAUCUUUUAUUGCCCUCGCACCCCGAGCAUAUCCAGUGUGCCGCAUACACAGGAGAUGGACCACGCUGCAGCACAAUGGCGCAGAACUCGAGGGUGCAGAACUCGAAGGUGCGGAGCUUGAAGCUGCACAAUAUCCAUCGGAUCAACGAACUACACGCAGAGCUUCAGAAAAGCUACGCAACGAAGAUUGAUGAUGAAGCGAGAGAAAAUUUGUUAAAGGAGUUGGCCGACCUUACUAUCUGCGGUCGUCAAAAAAGCAAAAUCAAAGGAGUCAUAGAAACAGCCGUGCACCAGUGGAAUGCCGAGCUUCAGUCGCAAGACAGCGCGACUGUUAGUCUAGAAACACCGCCUAGAAAUAUCAAUACACAGUCGAAGGAUGACAAGGGAAGCUCCAAGCUGGAAUUUACACUAUAUCAAACUGCCGAGGUCGACAAACUGGUCAGGGGUGAGCUCAUCCAAGAACUUGAUCGGAUAAUAGACCGCAGGAUAAGUCAAAAGUUUAUUGCCCACAAUUUGAAGGAUCAGAGAGAUUAUUUAUAUAUCUUUCAGUGUGAGGAGGCGGAAGGCAUGUGCAAGCUCGGGCGCACUGGCAAUCUCUCGCGAAGGGCCAGUGAGCAUGAGAAGUGCUAUCCUAAUCUUACGCAACGACGGUCCCUCUAUUGUCCAAACUCGGAGCUAUUCGAAAAGGUGGUGCAGUUGGAGUUAACUCAAUAUCGAUACAAGCAUGAAUGUCCUAAGUGCAACGCGACUCACACAGAAUGGUUCAAAGCCGAUAUCGAUGAUAUCUGCCAACGAGUUGAAGUUUGGUGCCUGUUUUCAAAGGGCUUCCAGAGCAUCGCUAAGCGAUCCCAAGUGAGUAUUCCAUAUCCUGGGUUCUCUUCAGAUCCAGACAGAUGGUACAAAUGGGCUCAGAAAUAUGUCCAAUCAUGGGAUAAGGAAAUGUUACAUCCUGAGCCAAAUACUUCGGGCAAGUCUGUUGUCGAUAAUGAUACCGUAACUGGAGACGACGAUGCGGAAUCGAUGCCUGGACUUUCUCCUUCAAGCUCCGCGUCUGGAGCGCCUGAUGAUGACUACAGCAAUCCUCCAACCCCAACUCCAAUUGAACGCUCACGAAACGUAAAGUCAACCUGGGGACAGCGUUUGAUCAUACCGCCUGCAUCGCCGUCCGUGUCGCCCGAGAUCUACUGGUCCGCGGUCGAGAGUAUGCCAAUACCCAAAGACCGUGUCCUCUUUCCUAGGGUCCCUGGUGAAUUCCCUGAGUCUCCAGUGAAGGUCGCGCCGAAGGAAAUCACGGAGGAUGAGAAUGAAUUAGUGGAUAGUCUUGGGAACGUUAAGCUUUUUUGAUUGCUUGUAUUCAUUCGCGUGACACCGUCUCAUUAUCUUGAUGCUAUUUGAUAUCGUUUCGAGCUUUGCUGACUGCUUGGAUUUAUGUAUUGCUGGUUUUUGUUGUAUUUUAAAGCCUUGUCUGGUGUAUGAAUGAAAUCCUUUCCGGCUCAGGCGCCGUCUAUCUAACAGGGCACGUCUAAUUCGAUUGGAAUAGUGGGGGGGGGUUGUUUAUACUCGGUUUAGGAGCGACAUCG